Bombyx mori (domestic silkworm) is the source of this 6871-nucleotide messenger RNA. It is a transcript of the gene Sur, whose product is annotated as ATP-binding cassette sub-family C member Sur. The transcript is spliced from 26 exons. The coding region runs from base 505 to 5484 and encodes 1659 amino acids. Gene Ontology annotation, molecular function: ATP binding; ABC-type transporter activity; ATP hydrolysis activity. NCBI's taxonomy places the organism in Eukaryota, Metazoa, Arthropoda, Insecta, Lepidoptera, Bombycidae. Gene Ontology annotation, cellular component: membrane. Gene Ontology annotation, biological process: transmembrane transport. The record is from RefSeq and is a predicted model, not a curated record.
GAGCAGUAGGGGACGGGUAGUGCCGUUGGUUCAACGCAUGCAUACGGUACUGCUUGGACCCAUUCAAGUUUAACUUUUUUCCCCAAAACUGUCACGCAUGCAGUCUCGCGAUCGCGGGCGUGCGGAUCGGCUACCACGCGUGUGCCUCUGACCGCGAUUUGCAAGUGAUUUGUCACAAAAACCGAAGAAAGUAGAAAUAUCGUUUACCAAACGAAAUAAAAAACAAAACAAAGUAUUCUUACAAACAGCGGGUACAUAAAGUGUGUUUUACUCAUUCUAUCGUGGAUAAUGUGCUUCAAUUUCAAUUAAGAAUGUGUUUUGUUUUACCAUAAAACAACUUUAUCUACGAAUUAGAAAUUCUGGACUUAUUCUCUGUUUCUUCGGUCGAAUCGGAUUAUUUUAAAUAUAAAUUCAAUGAUAUGCACCGAUUUUAACCCGUUAUCUACAUAAACAACGACAAUCGACCACGAUUAAAUUCGGUGAGAAAAUACGUAUUAUUUUGAAAUGGAGGCAGUUUGUGGUCAAGGUGAUAGAAGCUGUGAGAUGCGAGCAUUGAAUGCCGCACUACAUUCACUGCACCUGUACUGCGCUACAAUCACUGCGGGAUUAAUGUACUGUUGUUCCACCACGCACAAACAUUACAGAUAUAAGAAGAACUGGAGAGCUCAAAAUGUACGAGGAGUGGCCAGUCUUGCUCUGUUUGGUAUCUGGUGCUGUGGGGCAGCGGCGGCACUUCUACGUCGCACGGAUACUGUACGAUUAGUCUCGGCCCUCAUGGCACCUCUUGCCUGGAUCGCAGCGGCCUGCUUCCACGUCGCUCUAUGGAAUAGACAAUCCUCAGCGCCUAUAUUGUACUUGGCGAUAUAUUGGUCACUCUCAGCCAUAUCAGCCGCUUCCAUUCUUUGGCAGCACAUCCGUGUCGGCGCUGAAGUCAACCAUAUAGAAUUAUAUAUUCAGGGUGCCUCAUUGCUGCUUUCUUUAACGAUAUCUGCCGUGGACUGCGCGUGCUUUUACGAAGUGGUAACAAAACAUUUUAGUCAUCGCGACAAGACGACGAACAGCUCAAGCAAAGUCUCUUACAAACACAAUAGCUCUCAUUUUUAUUCCAAAAUCUCGUUUUAUUGGAUAAACGGUCUGUUAUACAAAGGGUAUGAAUCUCCAUUAGAGAUGGAGGAUUUAGGAGAAUUACCAGAUAAAGAAAAAUCAGUCAAAUAUUACAAAAAAAUCCACAGCAUUUAUAAAAGCGUUGAGAAAACAAAGUAUAACGAUGGCCCUAGUAUAUGGACAUGUUACCUAUGUAGAGUGUGGCCAAAUUUUUACAUUGGUGGUAUUUUAAAACUUUUAGGUGACUUAAUAGGUUUAGUUCCACCAUUGGGGCUGGCUUUCAUAAUUCAGUUUAUUGAAAGUCCGAUUAGUAAUGAACAUAACAGUAACGAAGCACAUGUAACUUUAAGAGAAUUUAUCGGUAAUGGCUACGUCAUGUUAUUAGUAAUUACUUUGGCUUUGAUUUAUCAGGCCUUACUCUCUCAAAAUUCGACGCAUUUGGUAACAGUGGAAGGUGCCAGAUUAAAGACUGCUUUACAAGCUAUGAUUUAUGACAAAUGUAUGCGUAUAGCAUCUUGGACGCCAUCGGAGUCAAAUUUAGACGAAGAUUCCCCUUUGCUGAUGAAUUCGGACGAUGAGAGCAAUACGCGAUCUGGUCUCAUAACGAAUUUAGUUUCACAAGACACGUACAAUAUUAUGUCUUGCGUUUGGAUUUGUCAUUACAUAUGGGCUAUACCGCUUAAGGUGGCUGUGAUACUAUAUCUAUUGUACAUGAAAUUAGGCGUAAGCGCAAUUAUCGGAGCAGUAGCAAGCGUGUUAGUGAUCACACCCUUGCAAUUUCUUGUAGGAAAGAAACUUUCAGAUAACUCUAAAGAUAUUUCUAAAUGUACGGAUCACAGAAUUUCCAAAAUGACCGAAAUAUUGCAAGGAAUAAAUGUAAUUAAACUCUACGUAUGGGAAGAUUUGUUUAAAGAAAAAAUAUUACAACUUAGAGAAGUCGAACUGAAACUGCUAAAUAAAGAUUCAUUAUACUGGAGUUUUUUGACUUUUUCGACUCAAGUCUCUACAAUCUUAAUCACAGUUAUUACAUUCACUGUAUAUUUUUUCAUAGAAGAAGGAACCGGCUUAACCGCGAUGAACGUAUUCGCUGGCUUAGCCUUCUUUAAUCAGCUUUCCGUUCCAUUGCUUAUUUUGCCAGUCACUGUCCUCAUGAUAAUUCAAGCUAUGGUGAGCACAAGACGAAUCAAAGAUUUUUUGGAUCUUCCCGAAUCGAACAAUGUCGGAAACGAAAUUACUGAAUAUGAAGAGUUAUUGAACAAACCUAAUGUCCCUUGUAAUGACAAUACACAUCAGAAUGACGUGCCAUCUCACGAUGUAAUGGCCAAUAAAGAUGAGAUGUGUGAAAUUGAGUUCGCUGAGCAAUUAUCAAAUGAGUCACACGUUAAUAAAUCGGAAUCCUCUCAAUUGGUCACAUUUCGAAAUGCGGCGUUCACGUGGGGUGUGAAAGAUGAUCUAUUGGAAGUUGGCGAUCUUGAAAUUCCUACAGGGAAACUAAUUAUGGUUGUCGGAGGCACAAGUGCUGGAAAAUCAUCAUUCUUGUCUGCUUUAAUUGGAGAAAUGUAUCUUGAAAGAGGAGAUGUGUUAUAUAAUCGAAACAGUUCGAAGUGGUAUGCCGGUCAGCCUCCGUGGUUGCUAGAGGCUUCAGUUCGCGAUAACAUAAUAAUGGGUCAUUCUUGGUGUCAGAAAAAUUAUGCACGUGUUCUACGCGCCACAGGUCUGCGGCCAGACUUACAACUUUUACCAGAAGGCGACGCAACCCGCCUGGGCAGCCACGGUACUCCCUUAUCCGGCGGUCAACGCAUUCGCGUGAGCAUUGCUCGAGCAUUAUACUCCAAGGCACAACUGCUGGCUUUAGACGAGCCGCUAGCUGCGCUCGACGCUGCACUGGCACGUCAUGUGGUAGCGCGAGGACUGGUGCCGGCUGUCCGCGCAGGGCGAACCAUUGUCCUCGCAACUAACAGACUGGAACUACUACACUAUGCUGACUUGAUUAUCGCAAUGGAUAAUGGACGUGUGAGCGGAUACGGUCGAGUGUCCAGCGCCAGUAACGACAGCUACCUAUCGCGCUGGGUGCAGCUUGCAAGCGAAGCUCGUGCAGCUGCAGCGCGAGGAUGUGCUGGUCCUCCUGACGGAACUGCACGGGAACGGGCGCGGCUCGUGCGAGUGCUCAGCCGGGCUAAAUUCCAAAGAUGCGCAUCAGAGGAUACUGCAAUCGGCAUAACAGAGGCAGCAGGGGCGCAUUUGUUAGCAGAGGUACCGAUGUACACUGGCGGUAGUUGGCGUAGAGUAGUGCAGCAACAGAGACCGCCCCUCAUGAGGCAGUUCUCAUCACCGCCACCAUCAUCUAUAUGGCGUCGUGAAAUACGUCGUACAGUCAGUGCGGAUGAAUCAAACACUACACUACAACGAGAAGUCAGUCUUCUUCGACGCUGGCUACGACCACAAGGAAACCGAACUCUUAGGAGAUGGACCCCGAGAAAUCUAAGACGUUUAAUCAGUUCAGAAUCCGAUACACCUGCCCCGGACACUAAUGGAAUUAAUGAAGAAUCCUUAGUGGAGACCACUUACAGCACAGUUAGCAUAAACGGAGGGGAUACAAAUGUCGGAAUGAUUAAUGACGAAUCUUCACUAGAUAAGAGUCAAUCUUGGAAUGACGUCAGUGAGUGCAAGAUAUGGCUAGAGUAUGGUCUCGCGUGCGGUUGGUGGGGUAUCGCCUUCUGGGUAGCAGCAGCCACAGCGCAAGGCUUAGCGCUGGCAGCCGACUACUGGUUGAUGUGCCUCACUAAUGACAAUGCCACUGAAAACUUUUCUGAUGAUCAGUUGUGGAGCAGUGUCCGCAAGUACGGGUUGUGGUGCGCUGCGGGGGCGGGGGCGGCGGGCGCGGCUCAGGCGGCGUGCGCAUGCGCGGGGGCAGGAGCGCGGCGAGUGCUGCAUGAGCGCCUGCUGCACGCCGCGCUCUACGCCAGCCCCCACCACCACCACACUACGCCCACCGGGACCACGCUCCAUCGCUUCUCCGCUGACGUUCUAUUGCUAGACAAAAAAUUACCGACAGCCAUAAGUCGGUGGACUCAGUUAGCUCUGCUAUGUGCUGCGGCUAUGCUUGUCAAUGCUGUAGUCGCGCCCUGGAGCCUGACAGCACUCAUACCGGCAUUCUUGUGUUACCUCUGCCUACAAUCUGUUUAUUUACGUAAUUCUAGGGAGUUGCAGCAAGUGGAAGGACAAAGCGCCGGAAGAGUGGUGUCUCUUUGCAGAGAGACGUGUGCUGGAGGUUCUACUAUACGAGCCAGCCGACUACAGACCCGCAUGCGGACAGACUUCCUUCGACGUCUCGACUAUAAUCACAACGCUCUGCUGCUCCUCAAUACUGCUAACCGGUGGCUUGGAUUGUCUCUGGAUCUUGUUGGCGCUGCGAGUGUUUGCGUGUCCCUGUGCGUGUGCAUGUACAGCGGCAGUAGAGGCGCGGUCGCGGGACUAGCGGGCGCGUACUCGCUGCUCCUGCCCGCCUAUCUCGCUCAUCUUGCCAAAUGCCGCGCCGACCUCGACCAGCAACUCGCCGCGCUGCAUCGUAUACAUCGUGACACCAAUGUACCCCGCGAAGAUUAUAGAGAGCAUUGCUCUAUUCCUGCAAAUUGGCAAAGAAGCGGAAAAAUUGAAUUUCAAAAUGUCAGCGUGCAGCACGAACCUAACUCGCAGAAUAUUUUGAACAAAAUCAAUAUAUCUAUAGCUCCCGGUGAGAAGGUAGCAAUAUGCGGCAGGAGUGGUAGCGGCAAGUCUACGUUAUUAAUGACGUGUGUUGGAGCAACCAGUAUUGCCGAAGGACGAGUGCUUAUCGACGGGCAGGACGUGUCGCGCGUGCCGCUGCGGGCGUUACGUCACCGCGUGGUCGUCCUGCCGCAAGAGCCUGCGAUGUUCUCGGGCACGCUGCGAGAAAACCUCGACCCGCUCGCCGUGCACACUGACGAAGAAAUAUGGCACAGUCUCAAAGUUGUCGGAUUAUAUGAUUUCGUCAGUGCUCAAUCGGCUGGUUUGGAGUGCAGUAUAGCGGGGCGCGGCGGGUGGAGCGCGGGACGGGCGGCGCGUGCGUGUGCGGCCCGCGCGGCGCUGCACGCCCGUUUAGCGGCCGCCCUGUUGCUGGACGAGCCCGCCGCCGCACUCGACGCCGCAGCCGAGCGAGCACUUCUCGCCGCAAUGGCGCGCAUCGCACCCGACACCACCAUCAUCACCGUCGCACAUCGCAUAUCGUCAGUGCGCGGGUACGACCGCGCCGUCGUACUGGAGGAGGGUCGCGUGGUGGAGCAGGGCGAGGUGGGCCCGCUGCUGUCGCGGCCGGUCUCACGCCUCGCCCGCAUGCUCGCCGCCGCGCACACGCACGUCUGACAACACACAACUCCCGGACCAAUUUAAAUUUAUUGAACAACAAUUUUAUUGUUCACAGCCCUACGCAUCUAUACCCACAUAAUCCAUAGUUUAAUACUACAAAUGCGAUAGUUUCUUUGUUUGUUACGUUUUAAUUACUUUUAAGUAGUUAUCAUGAAAUUUUGGAUAAACAUUUUCGGGGAUACAGAAAAGUUUUAGCAAUAAGGUUUUUUUUCUGUUUAUCUCACAUUUUUGAGUUUGCCAGUACAAUUGGAGUUUACAGUUCUCAUUAGUUAUGUAUUAAGAUGAGUUUAAAUGAGAAUAUCAUACCUUUUUGUCUUUGCGCUCACAUAAAAUAAUUUCAAGAGAUUUUCAGUUACGAUUGUUUGAUGCGAAUGAGUAUGGCUUAGUAAUUAUGAACUUAAACUAACAUUGAACGGCAGAUAACAAAGACAACGUGCGCCAUUUUUUUUUAUGAAGAACACAGAUUGGUUGGCACGGUUAUACAUAUUAAAGAAUAUUCUGGAAUCUGAAUAUACUCGCACGCUCUCAUUCGGUAAAUGGUCAUUAUGUUCACAGAAUUGUCAAUGUUGAGUUUUCAGGAUUUUAAUCCAUAACAAAAAAACGCUGUAUUAAAGAGUUCGCUACAGACCGUCAUAGACUAUGUGACAUUAACGUAUAGAAACAUGUUGACGCUUGCGACCGAGACAAGUAAAUUGCUGAUUUUCUAUUAAUUCCCCAAUUUAAAUGUGAAGUAAAUCAUUUUUUUAAAGCCCAAAUGCCAACCCUAGACCGUAGUCCUUUUGUCAAUAAAACUGAAACGUUUGGUACAACAGUGUUACCAGGUCACAAAUGUCAUUGCAUGGCACAUUUAGAGCAUGCACUUUUUUCUAACUCAAUAUGCAUCUAAUAAAAUCUAUAAUAAUAUUAUAUUUAGUAAUAAAUGAUGUAAGUCGUUUUCACUUCACUUGCGCUAGGAAAAAAGUAAAAUUUAACCCUCAUUGCGGUUUUAGUUGACAAGCUCCUUCUAUGUUAAGAGGUAUUAGAUAAUUUGACAUUAUCAGCUUUACUGAAAUUAUCAUUCUAGACCAGUUAGUUAUUGUCAAAAAUUAGCGGCACUCAAAAAAAAAGUAAUUAAAAGCCGUUUAUGUAGUUACCUAUAGUACAAUUUAAAAUAGUUUAAUAAUUUUGGUGCGGCCCAGUUGUUGAGAAUCAUUCAAUCACAAAAAAAGUACGAAUAGAAAUUCAACAGUAGACUGCAGUCAAACAUGUUCAUAAGAAUUAUACACAUAGCUGUGGGAGAAUUAUUACGACGAGACUGAGACAAUCAAUGUUGAUAAAUAUUUCUACUUAUUUAUGUACUUAAUAAAGUUUUGACCAUGAAAAUAAAAAAAUAAAUAAAAAACAA